CCCGAAUAAAAAAGUCUCCUCUUUUAGGAUAAAAGUAAAAAUCUAAAUGCUAAGAACCGUCCCAAUCAAGGCUUGUGUUCCCAGCACGAUCCCAUCCCUAUCCCCGCGUUGCCUUUUUCCCUGUCCCCUCCCCAAAUCUUCUACUUUUGAGUCCCAAAUCCUAGUUUCCCUUUCAAAAUAGGAUUUGUUUUUAGGGAUUUUGAGGCCUUAAUUUCGAUUUGGAUUGGUUGUUUGAUCCGGGAGUGUUCAAUUUUUUUUGGGGGCGUUUUAGAAGAUGAGCGGGGGUCAAAGCAACGGCGGGGGAUGGCUUAUAGAUUAUGGGCUCGUUGAUGAGAUCCAAGGCUCGGAUUUUAUCUGGGGUUCUCAGAUAAACGAUGAUCCCAUGGUCUCAAGUGUGAUGUUUGGGUUCGACGUUUCGCACAAGCAGGAAGGUUGUGCAGAUAAUUCUUGUCCUAAGAAAAGAACUCGCCCUGAGUCAUGUGCUGCACCAGGGACUAAGGCUUGCCGUGAAAAACUGCGAAGGGAUAGACUUAAUGAUAGGUUUACAGAGUUGUGCUCUAUUUUGGAUCCUGGGAAGCCUCCAAAGGCUGACAAAGUUGCCAUUCUAAGUGAUGCAACUCGUCUUUUGAACCAGCUACACCUUGAAGCUCAGAAACUGAAGAAAUCGAAUGAAGCACUUCAAGAUAGCAUAAAAAAUCUCAAGGCGGAGAAAUCAGAACUAAGGGACGAGAAGAUGAGGCUCAAGGCCGAAAAGGAUCGAUUGGAGCAAAUGCUGAAGGGAGUUAGCGCCGCUCCCCAAUUCAUCCCUUAUCCUACUGCUCCUGUCGUCGCAUACAACAAGGCCGUCCCGUAUCCAAACUACCCACCGGCAGGCGUAUGGCAAUGGGUACCUCCGGCCGUUCUGGAUACUUCGAAAGAUUCAGUGCUCUGGCCUCCUGUUGCAUAGUCUUCUUCUAUUUCUCUCUUACUUUGCCAUUACAAGGACCAAAAUAGUCCUUGGUGGUUGUUAGUGACCCAUUUAUGUUUCACUAAGCUGUUUUCUACUGUAUUAUUAACCAUGGAGCUGUAUCGAAGGCCCGACAAAGCUCCCAGGUCUCAUGGAAAAAUUUAGCAGUCGUAUUGGUACAUAUAUCGUGUAAUCGCAAUGUAAGCUGUAUUUGGUGGCAUGUCGUGUGCUGCUUAAUUCGCCAGAGUGAUUAAUCUCACUAAUGUCUGAAUGAUUAAAAUAGUAGCCCUGUGUUACACAUUUCA
Messenger RNA from Ananas comosus (pineapple), 1251 nucleotides. Its product is annotated as transcription factor bHLH115-like. The record is from RefSeq and is a predicted model, not a curated record. Gene Ontology annotation, molecular function: protein dimerization activity; DNA-binding transcription factor activity. NCBI's taxonomy places the organism in Eukaryota, Viridiplantae, Streptophyta, Magnoliopsida, Poales, Bromeliaceae. The transcript is spliced from 5 exons. Bases 275 to 946 code for a protein of 223 amino acids. Gene Ontology annotation, biological process: intracellular iron ion homeostasis; regulation of DNA-templated transcription.